UUUUAUUUUCAUAAUUUUUAGUACUUAAUUGUCUCUCUCUAAAACUAAAAAAAGCAACAGCAAACACAGUUGUUAAUCAGAGGAUUAUCAGUAUUCUAGUCCUUCCUUAAAGGAAUUUACAGCCUUUCUCGUGAUCUUCUCUCUUUCUAUUCUCUAUUUAUCCCAUUCUUCUGCACUUUUUUUUUUGUUUUUUUCCACCUUUUAAAUUAUUUAAAAACCUCUUCAUUUUCUCUUUUCAUGGUGUAAAAAAAGUACCCAGAUUGCUAAAACUUGUUUUGAGAGGCAAAGUUUGAGUCUUUAGAGGAACCCAGUUGGAAAUUCUGUAGGGUUUUUGAGAAUUAUGGGUAGCUGUGGAAGAGGUGGGACUGUGAGACAAUAUAUAAGAUCAAAAGUUCCUCGUUUGAGAUGGACUCCUGAGCUUCACCAUUGCUUUGUUUAUGCUAUUCAGAGACUCGGUGGUCAAGAUAAAGCUACUCCUAAACUUGUUCUUCAGUUAAUGGAUGUCAAAGGUCUCACCAUUUCUCAUGUCAAGAGCCAUCUUCAGAUGUACAGAAGCAUGAGGGGUGAUCUGAGUAAACAAGAUAAUAAGAGGUGUAGCCAUGAAAGAAGACAAUCUUUUGAUGAGCUUGAUGUUUGUAUGGAUGAAGUAAAACAAAUGGAAGAAUCUGAUUCUCAUUUGAUUUACAGUACUUUUCCCUCUAAAAGGGCAAGAAUGGAGAGCAGGAGUGCAAUCUCUGAUAAAAACCUGCAAUGCAGCCAAGGAAUAAUAUGUGAAGAAACAGUCACAAAUCCGUACUUUUUUGAUGAUCAUACAGGAAUAAAAGAAGAUCAUGGUGGUGGUUUCAGAUGGGAACAGGCUCAUUUUAAACCCCAAUCAACGGUCUUCUCUCUGCCACAUGAGCCAUCCAAAUCCACCAACUCAUGCAAAUAUGCAGUUCAAGAAUCUGAUUUUCUUGAGAUUUCCAAGGUAGAGGAGAAAAUUAGCAAACCACAUUCUUCAAAAAUGUGCAAACACGAAGCUACUAGAAGCGGAAGAGCGGAAGAAGAAGAAGAAGCGAAUGGUUGCGAGUUAUCGUUGUCUCUCUCGUUACCCCAUCCGUCGUCACAAAGAAGUAAUGCAUCUUCGACGAGUGAGAUCAGCGAGGCGUUCUCGUAUUCGAGGUCUAUAUUCAAAGACUGCUCCGGUUCUUCGUCAAAGAAACGUAAAAUUAACUUAGAUUUAUCUAUUGCUCUUUGCGGAAUCUAAAAAAGUCAUUGUAAAGAAAAUUCAUUUGUUAUCUUCAAGUUAUUCUCUCUUUUUGUGCUGUAAGAAUAUUUCUUAGUUCAUUUUUCCUAUCUUAAUUUAAUUCCCUUUAAUUGA
Molecule: messenger RNA, 1360 nt
Organism: Mercurialis annua (annual mercury)
Lineage: Eukaryota; Viridiplantae; Streptophyta; Magnoliopsida; Malpighiales; Euphorbiaceae
Product: myb family transcription factor MOF1-like
Exons: 5
Coding region: 341-1246 (301 amino acids)
Molecular function (GO): DNA-binding transcription factor activity; DNA binding
Source: RefSeq, a predicted model, not a curated record